Homarus americanus (American lobster) is the source of this 750-nucleotide messenger RNA. It is a transcript of the gene eIF3k, whose product is annotated as eukaryotic translation initiation factor 3 subunit K-like. Gene Ontology annotation, molecular function: ribosome binding; translation initiation factor activity. Gene Ontology annotation, cellular component: cytoplasm; eukaryotic translation initiation factor 3 complex. The transcript is spliced from 5 exons. The record is from RefSeq and is a predicted model, not a curated record. Gene Ontology annotation, biological process: regulation of translational initiation. Bases 21 to 680 code for a protein of 219 amino acids. Lineage: Eukaryota; Metazoa; Arthropoda; Malacostraca; Decapoda; Nephropidae.
GAUCGUCCAUUGUUGUCAUCAUGGCAGAGCAGGCGGAGGCUAUGAGGGCCACUGUGGCUUCUAUGCUCCGGGGCAUUGAGCGAUACAACCCCGAGAACAUCUCUACCCUGGAGCGGUACGUGGAGCUGCAGGCCCGUGAGAACACCUACGAUCUGGAGGCCAAUCUCGCCCUUCUCAAGCUGUAUCAGUUCAACCCCGGCACAUACCAGAGUAACGUAGCGUGCCAGAUCCUGAUGAAGGCGCUCACCAACCUCCCUCACACCGACUUUGUCCUCUGCAAGUGUCUAUUAGGGCAAGAUCAGAUGGAGGACAAGAACAUCAAGCGCAUCAUGUACCUCCACGACCUGCUGGAGAUGUGUCAGUUCCGCACCUUCUGGAAGGAUAAGGUUCAGUAUGCAGAUCUGAUGAAUAAUAUCAAGGAUUUCAACGACAGUAUACGCAAGUACAUCUGUCACGUCAUAACCAUCACUUACCAGCAUAUUGAGAAGACUGUUCUGUCGCAGCUCCUUGGCAACAUUGAUGAAUCCGCCAUGCUGGCGUGGAUGAACAAGUAUGGCUGGAAGGACACCGAGGAUGAGUAUGUAUUUGUCGCCAACCAGGAGGAAACCGUCAAAACCAAGAACAUCACCGAAAAGAUCGAGUUUGAUUCUGUUGCCGGUAUCAUGGCUGCCUGCAGAUAAGAUGACAGUGAGGGGGAAAGUAACAAGAUUUAAAUGAUGUGUCACUGACAAAUAAAAAAUUGGUUUAGUA